Agrilus planipennis (emerald ash borer) is the source of this 4219-nucleotide messenger RNA. RefSeq names its product RNA exonuclease 1 homolog. NCBI's taxonomy places the organism in Eukaryota, Metazoa, Arthropoda, Insecta, Coleoptera, Buprestidae. The record is from RefSeq and is a predicted model, not a curated record. The coding region runs from base 477 to 3542 and encodes 1021 amino acids. Gene Ontology annotation, cellular component: nucleus. The transcript has a single exon. Gene Ontology annotation, molecular function: exonuclease activity; nucleic acid binding.
AGUGUUUAUUAACGCAUUAGACCAAAAAAUUUAAUCUGCACUUAAAUCAAAACCCUCAAUUAAUGGAGUAGUUUUAUAUUAAAUUGUUUAAACGACUUUUUGAAUUUAAAAAGAUCCUGGUGGCUUUUUGCGGAGUUACAUGACAAACUUGUAAACUGAUAAGUACACUCAUAAGAAAACAAUUGCUACGUCCUGUCGAUAUUCACUCGUUUUUAAUUGUUAAGUGUAAAAUAUAAUUAUUUUAAGUUGCAAAGUUAGAUUUUAAUUAUAGGUUUUGUUCUAAAGAUAGAAACUUAUCAACAUCGUCGUCCGGUUUCGUUAUCGUAAGCACUUCCAUAUUUCUAUAUUUUUAAGACCAUGUGACCUUUGUUUACGAUUGCCAAACGUCAGAAAUCAGCUUGUCAGUGUGAGGUUAAGGUGAAGUUAGUACUAAUGACAAAAAUUCGUAUUUUUUGUAAUGAAAUAAUUAAAAAGAAAUGCUUCCCACGACAGGACGUUUUAAGGAUAUUACUUGCCCUUAUUUAGAAACAUCAUGUGGUAGGCCAUAUUGUCACUUCAGUCAUAAGAAGAAAAGUCAAGAUGAACCCUCGACUGUAUCUGAAGUUCCUACAUAUAAUCCAACUCCAAAAUCGCAGUUAUUACAUACGAAAAGUCAUAUUCCGAUCAGUUAUGUCCCUGACAUUAUAAGUAGGACAGAUCGCAGCAAUAGUAGAUUUAAUUCGAUUUUGGAGAGAUCUCAACAGGUUCAGCCAAUUUACAAACCUACACCUUUAAGCAUAUUAUCUUCAACUCAAAAAUUAACUAUCUCGUCUUCUGACCAAACAGAUACAAACAAGGACAGUUCUGAGCAGAAACAGCAAUUAAACAAUGAUAAAAGCAGUGAAUAUAAUCCUGAAUCAUGUAACAUUAAUUUUGAAGAGUUAUCGACAGAGUUUGAUUUAAUUGAUGAAAUAAUUAAUACUUCAGAAUCAGAAGAUGAGCAUAAGUCUGAAAAUAGUAAAUUAGUUGACAAGGAAACAGGUAAAGUUGAAAAAAAGACAGUUCAAAAGGAGAAAUUGAAUAAGGUUGAUUCUUCUUCUAGUAAGAAAGGUAAAAAUACAAAAUCUGAACAUAAAGGUGAUAAAAAGAAAGAUGACGACAAACAUUCAUCUGAAAAAAGUGAUUACAUUGACAAGAAGUCAAGUGACAAACAUGACAAAAAGUCUAGUCAUAAAAGUAAUAAAAAGUCAUCAGAUAGAAAGACAGAUGAAAAUAAUAGGAAAUACGUAUCUGAAAAAGGUGAUAAAAAGAGAGGCGAUGAUAAGAGUAAGAAAAAAAGCAGUAGUUCAUCCUCGAGCAAAGAAAGAUCUAAUAAGCACAGUACUAAUGCAAAAGCAAAGGACAAACACAGACAUAAAAGUAAAACCAAAGAUUCCAAGCAAGAUAAAAAGGAAAAUGUGGAAGAUGAAAUAAAAAAGAAAGAAAAUAAAAAGGAACAGGAUGUAAAAAUCAAGGAUACAAAAGCUGAAACAAAAGCUUGUAGUGAAAGUCUUUUUGAUGAUGGAUCAAGUGAAAUUUAUGAUGACAGUCACAAUAAUUUCGAUUCAGGUGAUGAUUUGUUAGAUAUUGAAGAAGAUGACGAUGUAAUGAAGGAAUGUUAUAAAAUAUUUAAUGAAUAUAAGCCUACAGAGCCGGAAAUUGAGCCCAAGAUAACAAAACUUCAAACUAUUGAAAAAGACGACGAACUUGAAUAUAUACCUACUUCAAAAAAACGAAUUGCUCAUGAUAAAGCAGAGAGCAUUACCCCAAGAAUUGUUAACAAGCCAAAAACAGGUCCUAAUCCAGCACUUAUGAUGGCCAAUCGUUUGAAAAUGGCAAGAUUGGCUCAAGCAGCGAACGAACACAAAAAUUUAAUGGCUGAAAUUAGUAGGCAAGAAGCAGUGAAACACAGUGCUUAUGGCAAACAAGAUGAAAAUACUAAAAGUAUAAAAAAUCACGGAAUAAAAAGGCCACCUGAUAAAGUAUCGAACGGCAGUUCAAAGCAGCCAAAAAUAAAUUCGGAUGCGUCCAAAAACAGUUCCAAUAAUUUACAGAAGACAAGAACACUUCCUUCCACAUCUUCGUCGCUGAUAGACGACAUUCUUGCAGGAAAAGCAGCCACGUCCACAACAAACAAACAGAAACGAAUAGCACCGGCUAUGAACGUGAAUUCCAUACAAAGGGCCAAGGCAAAAUUAGAGGAGAUAGCGAAACAGCGAGCGGCCACACUAUUAAAAACUCCUUCACAAACGUUCGGGAAGGGCGGCAAAAGAGUUGCCCACGUGCCCGAAUAUUCCUUAACCGAUAUUCCUGACGUCAUGGAAGCAGAAAGAUCAAAACUUCCGGUAAACGUUAGGACUCGGUACCUCACAAUGAUAGCUGAUGAAUGUGUUAAAUUAUACCUGACAAAAAAUGACGCUUAUCAGCGCGCCUUAAGGGAAGAAUUUAAGUGUUAUGAAAGAUGCUCUGUUUUAGCCACAUAUCGGAACUCCACCAUGCUGGCCGUAAACCGUUUACGUAAGGAGGUGCAGGAUAUGGAAAAAUCGGGACAAGGACCGCUCGGUCCCGGAGAAGAAUCUUUUAAUACUCGUGAUAUUAAUACAGAACUUAAGGGACGUAAAUUGUACAAAAAUAUCGAGCGAUUCAUCUUAUCUGAAGAGGAACUGAAUCAACACGCCUUUCCCCGCGAAGGACCUGUUCCAGGAGUGGCAGUGAUAGUACCAAAUAAACAAAUUCGUGGCACCCACUUGGAGUACAACGAGCGACAGUGUUGCCGUUGUUGGAAAAUCUACCGGGUCGACAGAGAGGGGUUCGCAGUUUACGAGGAAGAGUGCGUCUACCACCCUCUAAAAAAACGAACGUUACGGGGCGAGAGUAUUUAUUUAUGUUGUAAAAGUACGGACGAAUUGGGUUGUGCUACGGCCCCUUGUCACGUGUGCGACACUCCAGUGCCGGGCGAGUAUGAUCUCGAAGGGUACCAAACGACUUUCCCCCCCGAGGACGAUGAUGACCCCCGAAGUCACGCGAUUUACGCUUUGGAUUGCGAAAUGUGCUACACCACCAAGGGAUUAGAACUAACCAGGGUUACGAUCGUGAAUCCCGAAUGCCAAACUGUUUACGAAACGCUGGUAAAACCGAUGAACCCCAUAAUCGAUUACAACACCAGAUUUUCCGGUAUCACGAAAGACCAAAUGGAUCGUACCGCCACUACCAUAUUACAAGUUCAAGCUAACAUAUUACACUUGUGCAAUUCGAAAACUAUUUUGAUAGGGCAUAGUUUAGAGUCGGACAUGCGCGCUCUCAAAAUUAUACACAACACGAUAGUGGACACGUCCGUUUUAUUUCCCCACAAAUUGGGGUUACCACAUAAACGGGCCCUUCGGGUACUGGCUAGUGAAUAUUUGCAAAAAAUAAUUCAAAACGACAUGAGCGGCCACGACAGUGCUGAAGACGCUCUCACAUGUAUGGAAUUGGUAAUAUGGAAAAUUAAGGAAGAAUUGAAAAGUCGUGGUAUAAAAUCGUAGAAAACGUUGAAUUAGUGUAACAUUGCUAAUGCUAUGAUAAAUUAAUAGCAAACUUUACUUACCGCUGCGACUGAUAAAUAUUGCAACGCAUAUUUAUAAAAUAAAUUUAUCGCUGUUUUUAUGUACCGAAGAUGAUGAGUGAAUCAAAAUCGUUAAAAUAUAAAAUAGAUGUUUAUAAAGACACAAACGAAGUAUUUUCCAAUUUCGAUUUUUAUAAUGUAUCCGAAUACCGUUGAAACUGUUGAGCGUUGUAAAGACUUGUGUAAAUUUACAAUUAGUUUAAUUCGCUAAGAUUUCGUUUAGUUCUUUUUCUUUGGGUACCUAGAUAGGUUUCAUUUAUGAUUAAUAUUUAUGUUCAUAGAGUGUAAGUUUUGCUGCAUAAUUGAACGCUUUCAUGAUAAGUCGAAAAUCUAUACCAAUACAUAAGUGAUAAAUAAAUUAAAUGUUUAGUUCUUUUUCAAGAUUAAUAUGUUUCAUACCUUUUAUAUUUAUAUUUAUAUAUGUAUAUAUAUAUAUAGGUACGUAUACGAUAAGCGAGAUGUAUUAUGUUUCGUACUCUAAAAGAAGUGAACAAUGGACAGUGUUUCGAGCGAUAACGUGUUUUUAAAGACAUGGUUGUUAUACUAUAUGGUACUCUUUUUAAUUUAUCUAAUAAAUUUUUUUACCGAAAGGAAUUU